This is a messenger RNA of Magnolia sinica, 3315 nucleotides long. Its product is annotated as potassium transporter 23. Gene Ontology annotation, cellular component: membrane. Gene Ontology annotation, molecular function: potassium ion transmembrane transporter activity. The transcript has 9 exons. The record is from RefSeq and is a predicted model, not a curated record. The coding region runs from base 203 to 2716 and encodes 837 amino acids. Gene Ontology annotation, biological process: potassium ion transmembrane transport. Lineage: Eukaryota; Viridiplantae; Streptophyta; Magnoliopsida; Magnoliales; Magnoliaceae.
AUCACCCGUUCCAGCGAUUCGUCGUCAUGCCUAGCUCCAGGAAUCGCUCCCAAUCACAGGCCGAGCAGAAGAAAAUCACGCUCUGACUCGAUUUUUCAUCUGGCAGACGUGAUUCUGCAGAUGGGUUUUGUUGGAUUUUCAGUUGCAUGAACAGAAACCCGAAAAAGAUCGGAUCUUUUUGGGGCCCGUUUUGAGUGAGAGAAUGGAGAAGAAGAUGGAAGAAGGAGAUGGGAUUGAAGAGAGCAGCAGUGCUCGUUUCAUUUCUGGCUCUGAAUCGAGAUGGGUUGAUGGCAGUGAAGUAGAUUCGGAUUCCCAGACAUGGUCUCUGUAUGGAGAAGAUGAGAGCAGAGAAGAGCAAGGGGGCUUGAGAAGGCGACUUUCGAAGAAGCCGAAGAGAGUAGAUUCCUUUGAUGUUGAAGCCAUGGGUAUAGCUGGUUCUCAUACUCCCCAUUCAAAGGAUCUCUCUCUUUUGGGUACGGUUGCGCUGGCAUUUCAAACUCUCGGUGUGGUCUACGGUGACAUGGGUACAAGCCCACUCUAUGUUUUUAAUGAUGUGUUCAGCAAGGUGCCGAUAAAAUCAGAAGUUGAUAUCUUGGGAGCUUUAUCUUUAGUGAUGUACACGAUUGCUCUCCUUCCUUUUGCAAAAUACGUUUUUGUAGUUCUGAAAGCUAAUGAUAAUGGUGAAGGAGGCACCUUUGCCUUAUAUUCAUUGAUUUGCAGGUAUGCAAAAGUCAAUCUACUGCCAAAUCAACAGCGUUCCGAUGAACAAAUCUCCAGUUUUCAGCUCAAGCUGCCCACACCUGAGUUGGAAAGGGCAUUGAAUAUAAAAGAGUGUUUGGAAAGAAGAUCUUCUUUAAAAACGCUUUUAUUGCUUUUGGUUUUAAUGGGUACUUCCAUGAUCAUUGGGGACGGUAUUUUGACUCCGGCAAUGUCAGUAAUGUCUGCAGUGAGUGGCUUGCAGGGCAAAAUUCCGGGAUUUAAUACAGAUGCUGUUGUACUUCUUUCGAGUGUUAUUCUUGUGGCACUGUUCAGCAUACAGAGGUUUGGGACCGGCAAAGUGGGUUUCAUGUUUGCACCCGUAUUGGCAAUUUGGUUCUUCUCUAUUGGAUCGAUUGGAUUAUACAACAUGAUUACGUAUGAUAUCACCGUUCUAAGGGCAUUUAAUCCCUUUUAUAUCUAUUUAUUCUUCCAGAGGAAUAGUAGAAAGGCAUGGUCAGCUCUUGGAGGAUGUGUUCUAUGUAUUACAGGAGCUGAAGCGAUGUUUGCUGAUCUAGGCCAUUUCUCUGUAAUAUCCAUACAGAUCGCCUUCACAUGCGUGGUAUUCCCAUGCCUUCUUUUACAAUACAUGGGUCAGGCCGCAUUUCUAAUGAAAAAUCCCGAUAAAGCGGAAAGAGUAUUCUACGAUUCUUUACCAGGUGUCCUGUUUUGGCCAGUCUUUGUGAUAGCAACACUUGCUGCCAUGAUUGCUAGUCAGGCCAUGAUAUCGGCAACCUUUUCGUGCAUCAAACAGUCCAUGGCUCUUGGUUGCUUCCCGAGGCUGAAGAUAGUUCACACAUCCAGGAGAUUCAUGGGUCAGAUCUACAUUCCCGUGAUAAACUGGUUCCUAAUGAUCAUGUGCAUAGUUGUGGUUGCUUCUUUCAGAAGCACCACUGACAUAGCCAAUGCAUACGGCAUUGCAGAGGUUGGUGUGAUGUUGGUGAGCACGACAUUAGUAACCCUUGUAAUGCUUCUUAUAUGGCAGACAAAUCUGUUUCUGGCUCUAUGUUUUCCUGCCAUAUUUGGGACAAUAGAGCUCAUCUACUUAUCUGCAGUCCUGACAAAGAUCAUGGAAGGUGGUUGGCUACCACUUGUUUUUGCUUGUUGUUUCCUAUGCAUAAUGUACACGUGGAACUAUGGAAGUGUAUUGAAAUAUCGGAGUGAGAUGAGAGAGAAGAUCUCUAUGGAUUUCAUGCUCGAGCUUGGAUCCACGCUUGGGACUGUUAGAGUCCCGGGGAUUGGGUUAUUAUACAAUGAACUGGUCCAAGGCAUCCCCUCAAUUUUUGGGCAGUUUCUACUCGGCCUUCCAGCGAUCCAUUCGACGAUUGUGUUUGUCUGCAUUAAGUACGUCCCAGUUCCAGUGGUCCCACAAGAGGAGAGGUUUUUGUUUAGAAGGGUUUGCCCAAAAGACUACCAUAUGUUUCGCUGCAUUGCUCGUUAUGGAUACAAAGAUGUGAGGAAGGAAGACCAUCACUCGUUUGAGAAGCUUUUGGUGGAGAGCCUUGAAAAGUUUUUGAGAAGGGAAGCUCAAGAUCUCGCACUGGAGAGCAGCGUGAUGGAGAUGGAAUUUGAUAAUGAGUCAGUGAGGUCUAGGGACUCAGGGGUCCCAGGUACUGUCGGGGAGCUUCAGAUUCCAUUGCUUUCAGAUCGAAGAAAUGUAGAGUUGUGCACUUCUACUUUGGAAGAAGGUGCGUCCAUGUUGCCAUCAAGUAUUAUGUCAUCUGAUGAAGACCCGAGCUUGGAGUAUGAGCUCUCCGCCCUUCGAGAAGCCAUGGAAUCGGGAUUUACAUAUCUGCUUGCGCAUGGGGAUGUGAGGGCGAAGAAGGAAUCUUGGUUCAUCAAGAAGCUGGCUAUAAACUACUUCUACGCAUUCUUGAGGAGGAAUUGCAGAGCAGGUGCUGCAAAUAUGAGUGUGCCCCAUGUGAAUAUCAUGCAAGUUGGAAUGACGUAUACGGUUUGAUAAAACGAUCUCCGGUAAAUGGCUUAUUGAUGUAUAUGAUCCUCAAUCCAAAGAUAUGCACAAUAUACUCUGCUCUUCAAUCUCUAAAAGUGGGGCCUAUGGUUCAAUUAUCUAGUUUGUUGGUAUAAUGUGAAAUAACCAACUGUAGAUGGACCACGAUCCCGAUAUCUCCAGAUAGGAAGAUCCUAGCCACUAAUUUUGGGCUUUUAUCAGUUGAAUGUGGACCAAUGCUGCAUCUCUUCUUGACCAUUUAUUUGCUAGCCAAAACAUAGAAGUUUAGGAUUGUACUUUCAAGGACAGUUUGUGGAUGGUCCUUAUCCAAAGUGGGACCAACAAAACAAUGAUUUAGAUCAUGGAGCUACUGUUCCACUUGUGCAAACUGGAAAACCGAGCAUAUUGUGCAUAAUCUUUGGUUAGGGAUCAUAUAAUUCCUUGUUUUUUUUUUUUGGAAGGAUUCAUCUGUUACAGUUAUAAAAUAACAGAAAAUAGGAAAUUUGUGGGAAGCUUUAGGAAGGAACUAGCUGUUUUUGUUUUGUUAGCUUGAUGAUGUUGUUGUAUUGUAUGAGUAGAUUGGAAAUUUCCAUAGUCUUGUUUAAUCA